AUGUCUUCUGAUCUCUUUGUCCUCGAUGACUCUGCCUUCUUCCACCAUUCUUCCCACAGCCCGGAAAUGGUUUCCUCCGACGGCGCCGCCGACCUCUUCUUCUCCGACCAGCUCUGUUCCACCUUCGACGUCUUCCCGGAACUCAACGACCCGGCUCAUGAUCCCUUCACCACCGCCGAUUCUAACGGUACCGCUUUCGGUCCGACGGAGGCCGAGGCCGUGGCCGCGGCAGCCCUGCUCUGCUCUUCGUCGCCGCCGAGCCGCCAGCUGGAGGGCCUGACGAUCGGCUACAACGGGCACCACCUGGCGCCGGGGAACGGUUACGGCGGCGAUUUCUACUCCGGGCUGGAGUUGGAGGUGAAAACAGAGGAAUGCCAUGUGGGUUUGGAGGGUUUCGUCACGAUGCCUCGGAAUUACGGCGGCGCCGUCAAUGACGACGUCGAGAAAGUGAUGCAGAGGAGCUACAGCGGCAAUUCCUUCGACGACGAUGGCGGCGGCGGCGGUAGCAGAGGAGCUGGGGGUUUCUUCUUCCAGCCCCGAUUCGACACGGUGUUGGAAUCCCAGAGCUAUCAGCAGCCACUGAGCUCGCCGGAGAGCAACUUUUUCGCCGGACAAUUGAGGAGGGUUUGCAGCACCGGAGAUUUGCAAAAUAUGAGAAGAGGAAAGGCGACGCAGAGGUCGCUAUCGAGCCCUUUAGCGACGGAGAGCUCGUUUACGGAAGAAUCCCAAUUCAAAGUCGGGCGUUACAGUGCGGAGGAAAGGAAAGAGAGGAUCUCCAAGUACAGAGCUAAGCGAAGCCAGAGGAAUUUCACCAAGACCAUAAAGUAUGCAUGCCGCAAAACGCUAGCGGACAACCGGCCGAGAAUACGCGGCAGAUUCGCGCGUAACGACGAGAGCUACUGUGAGAUUCCAAAACCUGCUGCAUCUUCUUCCACCACCACCAGAGACGAGGACGAAGAUGAUCAGCACUGGUUUGAUGGGUUCCAUGGAGGAGAAGAAGAGGAAGAUGGAGGGAACAACAGAAGAGUAGGAGGAUGCUAUGGAGAACAAGCUCAGUUUCACUAUUAUGGAUAUUAGUUAGCUUUCUAAGAAGAAGAAGAAGAAGAAGAAACCUUCUUAUUUGCAGUAUUUUUACUCCUUCAUAGUCAUUAGCUAGGAUUAAUUAAGUUAAGCUAAUCAUAUAAAGUGAGAAAUUAAAUGGAGAGAAGCAAGCAAGUGCUGUUGGAUGGAUGGAAGAAAGGAAUUCAGAGAGGGUUACUUUUGUAAUAUUGAAUGAUAAUAUAUAUAUAAUAAUAAAUUAUGAGAAGAAGUGUUAUCAUUUUCUUCAGGAGAAAUAAAACAAAAUAUUGCACG
Messenger RNA from Linum tenue, 1353 nucleotides. The record is from the annotation of a GenBank genome assembly. Lineage: Eukaryota; Viridiplantae; Streptophyta; Magnoliopsida; Malpighiales; Linaceae.